Populus trichocarpa (black cottonwood) is the source of this 771-nucleotide messenger RNA. RefSeq names its product V-type proton ATPase 16 kDa proteolipid subunit. Gene Ontology annotation, cellular component: proton-transporting V-type ATPase, V0 domain. Gene Ontology annotation, molecular function: proton-transporting ATPase activity, rotational mechanism. The transcript has 3 exons. The record is from RefSeq and is a predicted model, not a curated record. The coding region runs from base 137 to 634 and encodes 165 amino acids. Lineage: Eukaryota; Viridiplantae; Streptophyta; Magnoliopsida; Malpighiales; Salicaceae. Gene Ontology annotation, biological process: proton transmembrane transport.
CCCAAUAACUUCCUUCGCCACGAAGCUCUCUCCAGUUUCUCUUAUUAUUAGAAAAUAAAUAAAUAAGUUAAUUAAUUAACACAAGAGCUCUAGAUUCAAUUGUCCUCUCCAAAACUCGUCAAAAUCCAAAAACAAAAUGUCUUCAACAUUCAGUGGAGAUGAAACUGCGCCGUUCUUCGGAUUCCUUGGCGCUGCUGCCGCCCUCGUUUUCUCCUGCAUGGGAGCUGCUUACGGUACCGCGAAGAGUGGAGUUGGCGUUGCAUCAAUGGGUGUGAUGCGACCAGAGCUCGUGAUGAAAUCCAUAGUCCCGGUCGUUAUGGCUGGAGUUUUGGGUAUAUACGGUCUGAUUAUUGCCGUGAUUAUCAGUACUGGUAUUAACCCGAAGGCAAAAUCCUAUUAUCUGUUCGAUGGAUAUGCUCAUCUUUCUUCUGGUCUCGCCUGUGGCCUCGCUGGUCUCUCUGCUGGUAUGGCUAUUGGCAUCGUUGGUGAUGCUGGUGUUAGAGCUAAUGCCCAGCAACCAAAGCUUUUUGUUGGUAUGAUCCUCAUUCUCAUCUUUGCUGAAGCACUGGCCCUUUACGGUCUCAUUGUUGGCAUCAUUCUCUCCUCCCGAGCUGGUCAAUCGAGAGCUGAGUAAAGAGUCCCUCUGCUUGGUGUCUGUAUGGCUGUUGUGAUUCAUCUUUGUUAGUUUAACUUAAAAAGUGUUUUGUACUAAAAAAAUUCAUGUCUGACUUCAGUGCCAUUGCUUAUAUGAUAAAAAUGUAGAAUUGGUUA